Molecule: messenger RNA, 927 nt
Organism: Phalaenopsis equestris
Lineage: Eukaryota; Viridiplantae; Streptophyta; Magnoliopsida; Asparagales; Orchidaceae
Product: mitogen-activated protein kinase kinase kinase 3-like
Exons: 1
Coding region: 1-927 (308 amino acids)
Biological process (GO): protein phosphorylation
Molecular function (GO): ATP binding; protein kinase activity
Source: RefSeq, a predicted model, not a curated record
AUGACCAUAGGAAGAGGAAGCUCCGCCGUAGUCUACCUUGCAUUCCACCAUAGCUUCCCCUCCGCGACAUUAGCCGUCAAAUCCGCUAAUCUCUCUUCUUCCGCGCUUCUCCAACACGAAGAAGCUGUGCUCAAAAAUCUGCAGGGAUGUCCCCAAAUCAUCCGCUGCUUCGGCCACGAUAUCACCGCUGAUGCCUUCAACAAACCAAUUUACAACGUUUUCCUUGAAUACGCUUCCGGCGGCUGCAUUUCCGGCACCCUACCAGAACCAACCAUCCGCUGCUAUGUUGGUUCCAUCCUCCUUGGUCUUCGACACAUCCAUAAUAUGGGAUAUGUCCACUGUGACAUCAAACCAGAUAACAUCUUAAUUGUCGACGGAGAAGCGAAGAUCGCCGACUUCGGUCUUGCGAUGAGGGUGGGAAAGGAAUCCUCCAAGGGAAACAUAAGGGGAACGCCGCUAUACAUGGCUCCUGAAUCUGUUUCAAGGAAUGAGUACAAUGCGGCGGCGGACAUUUGGGCUUUAGGAUGCUCGGUGUCGAAAAUGGCUUCAGGCCGACUGCCUUGGCACAAUGUCGAGGAUUCUGACCAUGGAAUUCAACAUCUGUUGUUUCGAAUCGCGUUCAGCGACGAGCUACCAGAGAUCCCCCUGGAGAUGUCAGAGGAGGGAAAGGAUUUCCUUCGUUGUUGCUUCCAAAAAGAUCCCAAGGAUCGCUGGACCGCAGAAAUGUUAUUAAUGCACCAAUUCGUGACCUCAUCUUCAGAAUUGGAAUUAGACGUAGAAGUCAUUAAUUGCUCUGUUUUGCACCAGACCCCCAAAAGUGUGUUAAGUUACUCAUUCAUCAAUCCAAUAAUUCCACUGACUCCUCCGAAACCUUUGAAACUGCCGGAUUCAUUUCCGAUUUUGGAAGCGGUGGGAUGCACGAGGUAG